AUGAGCUCCUCGUGUUGCUGGAAUCGAAGGCCAUCUUCCCCUGGAUCCUCCACCGGCCAGAGGGAGUCCUUCACAGGCCAUGGGAGGCCAUGUCAGAGUGGUACUGGCCUCUCUUCUGCCAGAGAGAUCAAAAGCUACAAAGCCUUCAGCAAGAUCCACAAGGCUGCUACCCGGGGUGAUGUUGCCACAGUAGAGCGAAGACUCAUACUUAGGAAAAAUGACAUCAAUGACCGAGACAGCAAUGACAGAACUAUUCUGCACUAUGCCUGUGCAUACGGCCAUCCCAAUGUAGUUGCCCUCCUGAUAGAGUGGAAUUGUGACAUUGAUCUCCGUGACAGUGACAACAGAACAGCACUAAUUAAGGCUUCACAGUUCAAGCACGAACAAUGUGUGGCUAUGUUAUUAGAACACGGUGCUGACCCAAAUGCUAUGGACAAUACUGGGAGCACCGCACUGCACUAUGCUGUUUGGCAUAACAGCACCUCAAUGACAGCCAAACUGCUGGCACACAAUGCCGACUUCAGUAUAAAAAAUGAGGAUAGCUUUACACCACUUACACUGGCUCGAAUGAAAAAUGACAACCUGGCAAAACUUUUAGAAGACCAGAAAGAAAAGAUAAAGGAACUUGAUGAAUUAGAAAGGUCUUCAAAGAAAACUUCCAAUGAAAAAGAAGAGGUCAAAGAACAAGGAAAUCAUAUGCUUGACCUUAAGGAACUAAUAUCAUGUGAGGGAAACUCAAAGGACUGUGAGCAGUACAGUUGUGACACUAUUUUGCAUUUUAUUGAAGAGCUCAUGAGGCAGAGAAAAGAUAUAAAUUCUGAGAUCCUAGUGAAAAUCUGGGGUGCAGUUUAUACAUAUAAAAGAUCAAUAGACUUUGAAAAACAUAACUGUGAACUAAUUGAAGAAGAUUGUGAACGUAUAAGUAAUGAAAUUAUUGCACUGCGAGAGGAGUGGUCUCAACUAGAGAUUGAAAAUGCUGAACUGCAAGAUGAGCUAUGCAGUUUGAGGGCCACCCUUGAAAGUUUAGAAUUAAAUGAUGCAGCAAGCCUCCAAGCAGAGGAGAAUGAAGAGCUUUCAAGAACCCCGGCUCAAGAAGAACAGUUUAAGUUGUACCUGUCACUGACACAGAGUUUGCAUGAAAUGAGAAGGAGAAAUAGGGAACUAGAAGAAGAAAUAGACAGGUAUAUGGACCUGUGCACAAUGAUGGAGGAGGACUCAGAUGGACAUCAAAAUGGAGAGUUUUCAGGUUAUAAUGCUUCAAGUACAAGUCACUGCGAAGAGGAUACGGUACUGAAACUAAGAGAGAAGCUUGAAAGUAUGGAAACAAAACUACAACAAGAAUUAAUCCGCUGCCAAUGCAAGGAAGAUGAAAAUAAUCUUUUGGAGCAGAAAAUAGCAGAAAGGAAAGCAGCCCGGGAGAACCGUGAAGCGGAAGAGGGUAGAAUAAAGCAGCUUGAAGAGAAAAUACUCAGCCUCAAAGCCGAUAUGGACAAGAACAUGGUAGAGCGAAGUGAGGUAGAAAAUCAUAAGAAAGCCAUUGAAGAGCAAGCUAGGAGUCAAGUCAUGGAAAAAAUAAACCAAGAGAACCAAGUCUUACGGGAACUAGCUGCCUCUGAGCAACAGAAAGAUCAGGAAAGACAGGAUUACAUCAUGUCACUGGAUCAUAGAUAUAAGGAAAUUGAACUUGAGAUUGUGGAAACAAAAUCUCGUGCAAUUUCUGUGAAAGCACAACGGAGAACAUUUGAAGAAAAAUAUAGAGCAGAAUUGCAACUUGGAGAACGAUUGAAAUAUGAACUGGAAAAGGUCAGAUUGUUCUUGCAUUUGACCCCCAUUAUAAUCCAGACUAAAUCUGGACCCCCUCAGCCCCAUGCCUAUCAGCUCCCUGCUGCACCACCAGUGUCACCCGGCCCAGUGGCCUUGAACAAGGCCAGCACUUCAGGCCUGGACUAUCUGCCUUAG
Molecule: messenger RNA, 1959 nt
Organism: Apodemus sylvaticus (European woodmouse)
Lineage: Eukaryota; Metazoa; Chordata; Mammalia; Rodentia; Muridae
Product: ankyrin repeat domain-containing protein 26-like
Exons: 13
Coding region: 1-1959 (652 amino acids)
Molecular function (GO): protein binding
Source: RefSeq, a predicted model, not a curated record